Messenger RNA from Tribolium castaneum (red flour beetle), 1230 nucleotides. Its product is annotated as malate dehydrogenase. Gene Ontology annotation, biological process: tricarboxylic acid cycle. NCBI's taxonomy places the organism in Eukaryota, Metazoa, Arthropoda, Insecta, Coleoptera, Tenebrionidae. The record is from RefSeq and is a predicted model, not a curated record. The transcript has 4 exons. Gene Ontology annotation, molecular function: L-malate dehydrogenase (NAD+) activity. Gene Ontology annotation, cellular component: mitochondrion; cytoplasm. Bases 99 to 1223 code for a protein of 374 amino acids.
ACUCAGAUUCAGAUUCAACCAUAAAGAGAAUUUAGUAAAUUCGGUCCAGUCAAAAAAAUGUCAAAAGUCGCUCCGUCACUCAAAAUUUCCGCUGAAAAAUGUUUUCAAAGUCAAAAUUAAGUGUCCUCCCUAAAACCCUUCGUUUCUCGUCAUCGCUGUGUCCCUCCACAGCCCCCAUCAAACCCAUAGUUACCCUUUUAGACACCUUGAGCAGUGUGGGUUCCAACCUUGCCCUUCUCCUAAAACAAAACCUCGACAUUUACGAGUUACGUCUCUUCGACGAAGAGAACAACACUAAUGCCUUCGCUUGCGACUUAAACGAAAUAGAUACACGAACAAAACUGAAAUCAUUCUCUUGCAAAUCGCUGAAAAAUGCCAUUGUGGGGGCACACGUGGUCAUAUCCACCGGCGGCUGCCAGGAAAAACCUGGCUCAAGCCAAAGAGAGUUGUUUGAUAAGAACUUGGACAAUGUGCGAAAUGUUGCAAUGUUUCUGGCGGAGUUUAACCCCGAGGCGAUUUAUUGCAUCGCCAAGCCGCCAGUUGAGGCUUUAGUGCCGAUGGUGUCCGAGGAGUACAAAAAAGCAGAGACCUACGACCCGAGAAAAAUCAUCGGUGUGGCAACCGUAGCAUCAAUGAUUGCCAACACUUUCAUCGCCGAACACACUAAUCAGAACCCUGCCGACGUCCUCUGCCCCAUAAUUGGGGGCUUGAGCCCCAAAACCACAAUUCCAGUCCUCUCACAAACUAAGCCAAACGUCCCGUUCAAUCCGGACUUGUAUAAAAAAUUGCAAGAGGCUGUCGCCCACGGCGAAGAGACUCUUCUGUGCAAAGGCGCAAUGUUUUGCUACUCGAAAGCAGUGGCGAUUUCGCGUUUCAUUCAUUUGGUUGUAAAGGCCCUAAAAGGGGAAAAACACUGCGUGGAAAGCGCAUUUGUGGCCCAAACCGGCCACAUUGGGGAGUUUUUGCCGUACAUGACCUCCAUAGUCAAAUUAGGCCCCCAAGGGGUGGCGUCCACACACAUGCCCAAAAUAAACGACUUGGAGACGACGCGAUUGAGGGCCGCUGAGCCCCACAUUGUUGAAAAUAUUCUUCUGGGGCAAACGUUCAUCCAUGGCGACUUUUCAAUUCCUCCGAAAUUUAAAGUAAAGAGGACUUGUGACGCGCUUUUGAAACGCAAAGUACAAGAAUGUAACAAUCGUGCCGGAAUGCAAUAUAUUAACUAAACAAUUU